AUGGCCUUCAAAGUCCAAUCUCUCAUUGCUUUCCUCUUCUCCCUCUGCAUUCUUCUCUCCAUGGCCAAUGAAGCAGUUGCGGGACGCAGUGUCCCGAAGGAGGGAGCUGACGUGAAACAGCCUGAGUGGCUGGUCGAUCACCACGAUGGCAGCGUGCUCAUUCCAGGCUUAGGGCGUGUGUUGCUGCCACCGCUGCAUGGCCAUCACGGCCUCCAUAAGGACCAUGACCAUUUGUAUUACAAUCCAAUCACUGGCACCUACAGCAGCGGAACAGGUAGGGCGCCACUUGGCCAUGGCAUCAUACCAAGUACGCCUCGCAGUUACAUUCCGGGUGGAGACGACACACUAGUCCCGAACCCUGGCUUCGAGGUCCCUAUCCCGGGCAGGAGUGGUGGUCCUCCUGUAACUGGUAGUCCUGUAAUUGGCAGUCCCUGA
This is a messenger RNA of Morus notabilis, 435 nucleotides long. RefSeq names its product putative cell wall protein. The transcript has a single exon. Bases 1 to 435 code for a protein of 144 amino acids. Lineage: Eukaryota; Viridiplantae; Streptophyta; Magnoliopsida; Rosales; Moraceae. The record is from RefSeq and is a predicted model, not a curated record.